AUGGCAGGAGGAUACACCUGUGUCCAGUGCCUGCAUGUGCUCCGACAGGGGGUCCGGGUUUCCGGUACUCCAGGUCGCCUGCAGAGCCUGGUCAAUUCGCGACGGAAGUGCGCUGUGUCUCCGUCGUGGAUCCGCAGCUUUGGCUCGGAGCGCAACAAUCGCUCUGUGGGAGGAACUACAACCGAGCAGGGGAAGAAUGCCUCUGGAAAAACUCCUGCUAAAUCAUCGCCUGCGCCGUUUGCGCAGCGAGCGGCCUCCACGUCAGCCGGUCCCUCCGUCGAUACGCGAGCUCUGUUGAAACCCAACAACCUGUUUCACUCCUUCUCGAACUCCCCCUCGCCUGCGAUCCGCCAACGUGCCGCAUUCAUUAAGCAGAAUGCUUUCUGUCCUCACCCAAGCCACCAGCAGACCCGCGCCCCCGUCUCGCCGCACGACCCGGAAGCGAGAAAGACAUCCGACGAGACCAGUCAGCCGCCGGCCCAUUCGCACUUCGAAUGCCCCGACUGUGGUGUUCCUGUCUACUGCUCUGAAGGCCAUUGGAUGGACGACUUCGAGGCUCACCUCGAGGUCUGCGAGACCAUGCGCCAGAUCAACGAGGAUGACCAUGAUCUCCACUCCGGCCGCUUCUUCCCUGAAUUCUCCUACCCGGGCGUGCAGGAUGACAACUUUGUGAUUAACAUGACCAAUUGGGAUACCUACAUGUAUACUCGCGAGUUUGAUGCUAUCAACUCUGACCGUUCCAUGCGCCAGGUCACCCGCAUGCUCACCUACCCGCAGACCAUUGCGAGUGUCUUGCAUGAGUUGAGCCCUUACAGUGUGCGUGGAAAUAACCGCUUGACAGCUGAGGGAUUGAAGAGCAUGACCGCCCUUCGAUACUCCCUACACCCGCCCAAGACCGGUGAAGAUAUCGAUAUCAAAGGCCUGCGUCUGAAGGCUCCUCCAGUCCGGAUUUUCAUUCUGGGCGCGCGGGCCGAGUCCUCACUGCCCCGUGAGGUCUGGAUGCAGCUCUCCUACAUGUUCCCACAAUCUCUUAUUCACGUCAUCUUCAUCGGCCCUGAAAGCAUGGCCAAUCGGGAUUCCGAGUUCCCGCUGCCCCAGCGCACCCCCGAGAACCCAUUCGGCGGGAUCGUCGAGGACCGCCUGGGUGGCCAGAUGAAGAUUACCACCUACGUCGACUACUUCCACACCAUGUACAAGGCCCAGUACUUCCAGCCCUUUGACCCUUACCUGGACUGCUUCAUGCUCUUCCACCCGGGUCUGGGCCACCCUGCCAGCUCGCACGAGUGGGCUGAGACUCUUCCCCAGCUCCUGGAGACCAAGGUCCCCGUUCUGUGCACCGGAUACACUCAGUGGGAUAUGGAGCGCGAUAUCAACUGGGUUCAUGACAAGUGUGCAGGGGAGUUUGAUAUUCUUCUCGAGCCUGGGGAGAACAUCUUCCGCAGUCUGCGCUGGGACUUGAACGACCUGGACCCUCAUGAUGUUUCGUGUGGAAACUGGGGUUUGUGGGCGUUCCGCGGCAAGAGAUACGAGGCCACAUUUAAGGCGGAGUAG
Molecule: messenger RNA, 1551 nt
Organism: Penicillium cinerascens
Lineage: Eukaryota; Fungi; Ascomycota; Eurotiomycetes; Eurotiales; Aspergillaceae
Product: putative mRNA processing protein (Mss51)
Exons: 3
Coding region: 1-1551 (516 amino acids)
Biological process (GO): mitochondrial respiratory chain complex IV assembly
Cellular component (GO): extrinsic component of mitochondrial inner membrane
Source: RefSeq, a predicted model, not a curated record